This is a messenger RNA of Bombina bombina (fire-bellied toad), 11687 nucleotides long. It is a transcript of the gene MICAL3, whose product is annotated as microtubule associated monooxygenase, calponin and LIM domain containing 3. Gene Ontology annotation, molecular function: protein binding; FAD binding. NCBI's taxonomy places the organism in Eukaryota, Metazoa, Chordata, Amphibia, Anura, Bombinatoridae. The record is from RefSeq and is a predicted model, not a curated record. The transcript has 44 exons. The coding region runs from base 431 to 7048 and encodes 2205 amino acids.
UUUCUGAACGCUGCGGCUAAUGCUGGUCGCUGGAUACAAUGCUGCAGCGGAGGAUUGUGCCUGGAACCCUGGGAGCUUUGGCGCUCUGAGAACGGAACCUGGCGAGCGGGGCGGAGUUUUGCCCGGGGAUGCGCCUACAAGCAAUUUGGAAAGUGGAAUUUGUGACUUACAAUGUGAUUGCUGCUUGCCUAUAUACAAUCCAGGGAAAGACAAUUUUUGUUUAUUUUUUGUGACUCGGUUAUGUGCUGACCACACUUAUUCCCAUACAUAGGAACCUCUUAUAUUGUUUUGGAGUUUGGAGCAGGACAUGGCCAGUGAUUGGUGACUAUGGCUCGCUGGAAGCUGCAAGCAAGUUAGCAAUGGUCGGUCAGUAGAGGAACCUCUCCCCAGUAGGUUCUCAGGCGGGUGGGGCCCAGACUCGGCCUGAACCAUGGAGGAGAGUCACAAUAAUGUCAAUCAGGCUCAUGUCCUGUUUGACCGGUUUGUCCAGGCCAGCACCUGCAAGGGGACCCUCAAGAGCUUCCAGGAGCUAUGUGAUUAUUUGGACUUGAAGCCCAGGGAUUAUCGGUCCUUUUACCACAAGCUGAAGUCUAAACUCAACUACUGGAAGGCCAAAGCCCUCUGGGUUAAGCUGGACAAAAAGGGGGGGCACAAAGACUACAAGAAGGGCAAAGCCUGUACUAACACUAAGUGUUUGAUCAUUGGAGCUGGACCCUGUGGUCUGCGCACAGCGAUAGAGCUUAGCUUUCUGGGAGCUAAAGUGGUUGUGGUGGAGAAGAGAGAUGCAUUUUCUCGAAAUAAUGUUUUGCAUCUGUGGCCGUUUACAAUCCAUGACCUGCGGGGACUUGGAGCCAAAAAAUUCUAUGGAAAAUUCUGUGCAGGAGCUAUUGAUCACAUAAGUAUCCGACAACUGCAGCUUAUUCUUUUGAAGGUCUCUCUGAUCCUUGGGAUCGAGAUACAUGUGAAUGUGGAGUUUCAGGGAUUGAUAGAACCCCCGGACGACCAGGAGAAUGAGAGGAUGGGAUGGAGAGCAAAAGUUAAUCCCAAAGGACACCCUGUGUCAGAGUACGAUUUUGAUGUUGUUGUUGGUGCAGAUGGCAGGAGGAACACGCUGGCAGGUUUCCGGCGGAAGGAGUUUCGUGGAAAGUUGGCAAUUGCCAUAACUGCAAAUUUUAUCAAUCGCCACACGACUGCUGAGGCUAAGGUGGAGGAAAUCAGUGGUGUAGCAUUUAUCUUUAACCAGAAAUUCUUCCAGGAUCUACGUGAGGCUACAGGGAUCGACCUGGAGAACAUUGUGUAUUAUAAAGAUGACACACACUACUUUGUUAUGACAGCCAAGAAGCAGAGUUUGCUGGAGAAGGGCGUCAUACUGCAGGACUACUCCGAUACAGAAUUGUUGCUGUCACGUGCCAAUGUAGACCAAGAAGCUCUGCUAAGCUAUGCCAGGGAGGCUGCCAAGUUUUCAACUAACCAACAGCUACCCACCUGGGACUUUGCCAUCAAUCACUAUGGCCAACCUGAUGUGGCAAUGUUUGAUUUCACCUGCAUGUACGCCUCUGAGAAUGCAGCCCUUGUACGGGAGAGAAACAACCAUCGGCUACUAGUAGCAUUGGUUGGCGAUAGUCUUCUAGAGCCCUUCUGGCCCAUGGGAACUGGCAUCGCUCGGGGGUUUCUGGCUGCUAUGGACUCUGCUUGGAUGGUACGAAGCUGGUCUCAAGGUGCCAGCCCGAUGGAGGUGUUGGCAGAAAGAGAGAGUAUAUACAGGCUGCUCCCGCAGACCACCCCUGAAAAUGUGAGCAAAAACUUCAAUCUGUACAGCAUUGACCCUAUGACACGUUACCCCAAUGUCAACUUGCAGUUCCUGCGGCCUAGUCAGGUCCGUCAUUUGUACAAUACCGGUGAGAUGAAGGAUUUGAACCUAGAGAUAGGGAAUCUAGUAAACAACAGGACACCAAAACUGGGGAGAAAUGAAUCUGUUGCUCGUUCCAGUAAGCUACUUGGAUGGUGUCAAAAACAGACAGAGGGUUACGCUGGAGUUAAUGUCACUGACCUAACCAUGUCUUGGAAGAGUGGCCUUGCAUUAUGUGCCAUCAUACACCGGAACCGUCCUGAGCUCAUAGACUUUGAUUCUCUGGAUGAGCGAAAUGUAGAGCAGAACAACCAGCUGGCGUUUGAUGUUGCUGAGCGAGAGCUUGGGAUAUCCCCCAUUAUGACUGGAAAGGAGAUGGCUUCUGUGGGAGAACCAGAUAAGCUAUCUAUGGUGGUGUACCUCAGCCAAUUCCAGGAGAUGUUCAAGGAAUCGCCAAACUCAGAGGAUGCUGAUCAGAAUUCAGAUGAGAAGGCUGCUUUCCUUGCCACCACAAAGUCUCCCAUAUCUUUCCUAAGUAAACUAGGGCAGACAAUAUCACGGAAACGCACACCCAAGGACAAGAAAGAGAGAGACAUUGACAGCUCAGGAAAGAGGCGAAAAACCAGCCAAUCAGAAGAUGAAGAAGGACCCCGGACACAGAGGGAGGAGAGGCCGUCACUAGUCAGUUCACUAACUGAUCGACGUAUUGAUGUUGCUGUUGGGAACCAGAACAAGGUGAAAUCAAUGGCUACUCAGCUUCUAGCAAAGUUUGAGGAGAACGCUCCUGCCCCUAAUGCAGGAAUACGCAAACAGAAACCCAUCCUACCUUAUCAAGAGCGCUUGCAAUACGAGGCUCUCCACAGGCAGAAAGAACCUCUGUGGAAACAGCCCAGGAAUAACCACCGUUCUCGGACUUGCCCUAAAAAGAUCAUCACCCUGUAUUCGUCUGUACCUUACUCAGUCCUGCAGAAAAACCUGGUGUCCACGAGUGACCGUGGAGAGCAGUGUCCCAGCCCGGACAGGCUUGACUCAGAGACCCUUCGCCGUACCCCUCUUGACCAGUGGCAGCAAUCCCUCACCCUGCGCUCCUCCGACCGCCCCUCCUCCCCUUCAUCUGACUCCAUCCGACAGAAGUACAUAAAGAUGUACACAGGCGGAGUGAGCUCAUUGGCUGAACAGAUAGCCAAUCAGCUUCAAAAGAAGGAGACUCCCAAGCCACUGUUUGGGAAGAAAGUGACGUCCUUCAGGAAGGAAUUUCCACAAAACCUGGGCGGUAGCGAUGUCUGCUACUUUUGCCGCCGGAGAGUGUAUGUGAUGGAACGGUUGAGUGCAGAAGGAAAGUUCUUUCACCGCUGCUGCUUCAAAUGUGACUACUGCAGCACCACGCUGCGCUUGUCUUGUUACGCUUAUGAUCUUGAAGAUGGAAAGUUUUACUGCAAACCUCACUACUGUUAUCGGAGAUCUGGGUACAGCCAGAGGAAAAGACCAGCAGCUCCUGUCCUUGUAGGGAAGGAAGUUAAAGGGACUGUGAAAGACACCCCAGAUGCUGAAACUCCAGGAAGUCUGACUCCACUGCCACCUGCUGUUGUAGAGAAGACCCCAGGCCCCAGCAUGAAUGGUGUGGAAGAUCACAGUAUGGCCAAGCGCCUACGUGCCACUCCUGAGAGAAUAGAGCUGGAGAAUUACCGCGUGUCGUUGCAACGUGAGGAACUGGAGGAAGUACCAGAGGAAACCCUUGCAGAGCACAAUCUCAGCAGCCUUCUGGACAAGGGGGAGGAGCAGGAGGCAGCCAGCAGCAGUUCUGAGUCGGAGAUGGAGGAAGAGGAGGAAGAGGAGGAUGAUGAAGCUGAGGAUUUGGGGCCAUCCUCAGACUUAGGCGGUGUGCCAUGGAAGGAAGCUGUGAGAAUUCAUGCCAAGUUAAAAGGGCAGGACGGGGAAGAACUCGUUGCCACUGAGAAAGCCCAGGAAGCAGGUGGUAGCGAGGAGGAUGAGGAAGAGGAUGAAGAGGAGGAUGAAGACGGAUCUAGUGAAGAAGGUGAGUAUUGUCCCUGGGACAGAGAACUCCAGCAGGGUCUGUGGCUUCAGCGUAUAACUGAGGAAGAUACAGUUGGUACAUUCAAAGCUGGGAACCUCAAGCUCCAGCAGGCUCUCUCACCUGUGGACCCUAUGGAAAUUAAAGCAGAUGUACAUUGGACACAUGUCCAUGAGGUUAAGGAAGAUCAAGAAGGGGUUAAGAAUGAGGUUGAAAGAGAGAGCUCCUCGUCUAAUUCUGAAGCGGUCAAUCUCCCCUCCCAGCGUCUAGACCCCAUACAAGCAUGGCUGGAUUCUGUAUCUAGAGCUACAUGUGAGGAUGCUGUAGCGGAGGAGGAAGAGGAGAUGGGCACUGGCCCUGCAGAGGCUGAAGCAGGCGGUGAUGGGGACACCUCAGCAGAUCUUGGUGAUGAUGACGACAUUCCUUCAGAUGCAGAGGCUGAAGAAAGACUUCAGAUCAUAGAGAGGCAGAAGCUGAAACUAUAUAUUGGCAAAGAGGCUGAGAAGCCGGCUCAGCAAGGUACAAAAAGAGGUCCCAGUACAAUAACAGAGACACCUGCAGCUGACGUUUUCUCUCCAGUCAGGAGUCCAAAAUCUGAGAAGGAUGUGAAAUCUCCAAGAAGUAGAUUUUUUCAUGAUCCAUUCCUUCCAGAGGACAGUUGCAAAGUGACCUCACCAGUAGAAAGAAAAUUACAGACUCCUCUCUCCCCUGUUUGCUCCCAGCCAACUUCGCAAGAACCUGUUGCUCCAACAUCCCCAAUUAAAUCUUCUCUUCUAAAUAUUUCACACCCCCUCAGUUCCCCUAUAACCCCUAUCUGCUCUCAGCCUUUACCAUCCACAGAAAUGACUAUCAGCCCUCCAGCAAUGUCUCCUGUGUGUCUUCAGCCCUCACCAGUAAUAACUUCUACCCCUUUAGCCAAACUGCCUUUUACAACCCAUGUUGGGGGUACAGAGGAAGUGACCAGCCCCAACACAGAAGAGGCUCUUAAGCGUAUUGACUUAAUUGAAGAAUUUUGGAUGAAAAGUGCUGAAAUACGGCGUAGUCUUGGCCUGACUCCUGUGGACAGAGGUCGUCCUCCUGAAGUCAGCUUCUCUGCUCUUGAAACCAGUUCUUCACGUCCCCGUGUGUCUAAGCCAUUGCCUGAGGAUUUGAAGUCUCCUACCAUAAAGCCUCACUCAGUCUCUCGGAGAACUAAUGCCACUUGUUUGAAUACUGAAACGCUUUCACCCCUUACCCCAAUAUCUCCAUCUGAGAAGGAGUUGAAGAGCUCAGAAGCUGAACGAAAAGACCUUUCAACCAGUUCUGGAUUAGGACUGAAUGGUAGCAUAUCAAAUACCCGCACUGUAGCAAGUGAAAGCUUCAACACCUCAGAUUCAACAAUGUUGACCCCUCCUUCCAGCCCUCCUCCACCCCCUCCCCAAGGGGAAGAGCCAGCCACACUGCACAGAGGCCAGGCUCGUUGGCAAAAUGGACCAGAAGCCAUCUCACCACCAAGCCCUAUAAAGAGCAAAUCCACUGAACCUCCAAAGUCCCCAUUAAGAAAAGAAGAAGCAAGGAAGUCUUUUGUGGAGAGUGUGGAUGAGAUCCCCUUUGCAGAUGAUGUAGAAGACACCUAUGAUGAGAGGACAGAGAAUUCAAGUCUCCAAGAGAAGUUCUUUACUCCUCCAACUGUCUGGUUGAAACCACAUCGAGCAGGGUUGGCCAAGGAGAAUGGAGAUCUGUUACCAUCACUUGAUAGGGGUUCUCACAGAAAAAGGGUUCUUCCAAAAUUGACUCUGGAGGCUAAGGAGCUUGCAGAAGAGCGAUUGAGGGAGCGAGAAAAGUCUGUUAAGAGCCAAGCACUUAAGGUUGCUAUGGCACAACAGGUGAACAUGAUGAAGCAAUUGGAAAUUGCAUCAGCUGUCAGUACGCCAAAGAGCUCUAUUGUUCCAAACUCCACUUUAUCAAAUGAGCCCUCAGCUGGUUUGUCUAAAACUAGGGCACAGACAGAGGUACAAACCCUUAAACUGGAGACCUCAUCAGAGCAUUUCUUGUCCCCACCAGCUGCUGAUGGCUCUGUUACUUCAUCGGAGGGUUCUGGAGGUAAGCCGAAGAAAAGACCUUCAUUGUUUUCCCCAAGAAAAAAGGAGAAGAAACCAAAGGCAGAGUCCAAACGGCUUUCUGAUAAACAGGUAUUUGAGGAGGGCACAAAGCCCAAGUCCCUAUGGAAGUCAGUCUUCUCUGGCUACAAAAAGGAAAAGAAGAAGAAGAUAUUGGAGGAUGGGUCUUCUCAAAGUACACUUUCUAGCAGCAACACGGUGGACUCUGGGAAAGCCAAGAUGGCCAGCAUUAUUCAAGGAGCAGACCUGCCCCUAAGACGGCAUCUAAGUUUUUCAGAGGAUUCUGAUCUGUCGAGUGAUGAUGUCCUGGAAAAAUCUUCCCAGAAGUCCAAACGUGAGUCGGUGUAUGUGCCCCACGCCUUGGCAUUCAGAAGGUCAUACUCAUCAAAGAAAAACUACACUGAUGAGGAGCUGAAUGCAAAGCUGACGCGGCGUGUGCAGAAGGCUGCUAGGAGGCAGGCCAAGCAGGAGGAGCUAAAGAGGUUGCACAAAGCGCAGAUUAUUCAGCGUCAGCUGGAGCAGGUUGAGGAGAAACAGCGGCAACUUGAAGAAAGAGGAGUGGCCGUGGAGAAAGCACUUCGAGGAGAAGCAGACUAUUGGGGAGAGUCUUAUUACAGUGACCUCAUCGAUUUGCAUCUAGCUGUUGAUCCCAUUGUGGGGACUCCACGCCGCAGACCUCUCUCCUUCUGCCCCUGCUGUGCCCAUGAAGGCAUGGGCAAGAAAGAUGAUCCCAAACUGAUGCAGGAAUGGUUCCGACUAGUACAGGAGAAGAACGCAAUGGUCCGUUAUGAGUCAGAGCUCAUGAUAUUUGCACGAGAGCUGGAGCUGGAAGACAGACAGAGCAGAUUACAGCAGGAGUUGCGAGAACGUAUGGCAGUGGAGGAUAACCUGAAAACUGAACAGGAACUUGUGGAGGAAAAGAAGAUUCUCAAUGAGAUGCUAGAUGUGGUCGAGCAGAGGGACGCCCUAGUGGCAUUGCUGGAAGAGCAGAGGCUACAGGAGAAAGAAGAGGAUAAAGAUCUGGAGGAGGUUAUGUUAUCUAAAGGCUUCAACUUGAACUGGUCCUGAGAUUUGCUCACUCUCCUAAUGGACUGAGAAAUCAGACUAGGAGGUUCUGACCCCCUUUUAUUUGGGCAAAAAGCAGGGAUAAGUACAGAACUACUAAAGUGAGGAGACAGUGCCCAUUAAGCUGUUACAUGCAACAGCACCUACACUGCCAGAAGAGGUCACAAUUCAUUGUGGUCCUACGUGGCAGAGAAAAAGGUUUAAAGAGAGACAUUGUUACAUGAGGCAAUGCCACCCCUGAUAUGUGAUUGCUGAGGUUAAAUCCGCUGAGCUGCUUCACUGUAUGCAUCCACGUGCAGGUUAGCCGCUUGGCUGACCUUGGCAGCAAUAUGUUAAUGGAGGAACAUGGCCCUAACCCCCUAUAGGGUGUCAUUCACUUAGCUUGUAGCAGUUGCACACAGACACAAUUUUACAUCUUUUAUCUUAUUUUUUUUAACAAUACUUAGCUCCUUGAAUGGUGUUUUUUAUGGGGUAAUUGGUCUACUACUAGGGCAGGUUCCUUGCAAAAGAUGCUUUUUAUGAGGAUUAGUUUGCUGAGCUCUGGAAUCAAGCCCUACAUCUUUUUAAUGUUGUCUAUGCAGACCAUCUUUUUUUUUUUUUUUUUUUUUUUUCCUGCUACUUAUUUUUUUAAGCAGAUUCCCUGCCGACCCGCUAGAUUACAGAAAGGAUAAUCCUAUGCGUUACAACUGCUAGCCCCAGUAGUCACAAUGGUAACUUGUAUUUCAUACCUAACUGGGGCUUUAUGUCAAGGAGAAAUAGUACUGAAGACCAUCACUGGAUUACACAAUGUUGCUCUUCCAGCAUGAUAUUUCAGUUUUUUGUGUGUGUGGGAGGGGUUUUGUUGUUGUUUUUUAAACUUAAAUCUUCCCAUGCUGAAGGGCUGAGAUAUAUGUUGCUCUUACAGGUGCCUUCAGAGCUGCCAAGGUUACUUUUAUAUAUUUACACUAAUGUAGCACAGACCAUGAGGAGCAGGGAUUUGUACCAGUGUCAAGCGGAGUAACUUUAUGGAACAAGAACAGUUAGAGUAGUCGUGAGUGGGGGUGGAGGAAUUUAAACAGGUUCAUUGCCAGGAGAAUUAUUUCCGGUAACUUAAUAGUUAAACUAUGAUUUUAUGGUUUGCCUUUUGUACUUUCGUAUUUUAUGUUCGACUGAAUCUUAAAAAAAAAAAAAAGUUUCCAAAGACUUUUACCUUAUUGUGUGACUGUGUAAAAUAUGGAUCAAUGUGUAUCAAUUCACAAUUUGUGGAUAAUGCCUGCUCUCCAUAGUUCUACAUACAGGGUUAAAAAACAGUAAUUAUAUAGUAAUAUCUUCGAUUCAUAGCUAGAACAAGCAAACUACAAGAGAAUCUAAUGUUAACCUCUUAGAUGACCUUUGCAACCCUCGUCGGCAGUCAAAAGGGUUAAUCAAAACAAAACUAUGAACCAUACUUUAAAGGAUAUUCUUUUGGCAAUCCUGAUUAAUUAGCAGUAUCUCCUUACUAUCCUUUUGUUAAGGACAAAUCCUCCUGUCUCAUAAAUAAUGAAACUUUCCCUUUGAAUGAAAAAAUCCCAAUGUCACACACACACUUCUUGUGACUAUCCACUUUUUUUUUUUUUUUUAUCCCUUAGAAAAUAGAUGACGAGUGUGCGCUCUACGUGUUUAUAGAUCAGUGAGCAUGUUCUAUAUAUAAAUAUAUAUAUAUAUAUAUAUAUAUAUAUAUAUAUAAAUCAUCACAAUUCAUAAAGUUUGUUUAAGCGAUACCAUUUAAGUGUAUCAGAAACAGCGAAGUAAUGUGUCCUUUUGCCUGCUUGAAAUCUGGGGAGUUACGAAUGUUAUCUGCUAAAUUUAGGCUAAAUUACUUCUCCUGUUUAAUCCAAUUGCAAUCCUAAACUUCCAGUUCUUUACAAAGGUGACUGCCCCCAUGAAUGGCCUACUCCAUAAUGCAGGAGUUUCUUGUAAGGAAAGCAAUAUGGACGUUGUAUUUACUUGUUUACAGUCGUCCUUACAAACUUUUUUUUUUUUUGUAAAUGAUUCCUAGUUUGCAGAUCUGGUGUGUACCACAACUUGGUAUCAUACACAGGGGGCUCUUUUAUCAUCCAUAAGAAUUGAUUUGUCCUUUUUUUUUCUUUUUUUUCGUCAGUGCUAGCAUAUAAUAGUUCUUUACAAGCCAUUGGAAAACCAAGUUAAUUAAUUUUUUUUUUUUUUUUUUUUUUUUUUACUUCACAAGAACACGCCAUAGAUUUUGUAUUAAGAAUUGUCGGCAAAUGUAUUCAGAUCCGUCUGGGGAAGAAGAAAAAAAAAUAUUUAAACAGUUUUUCCAUCUUAAUGGGAGAAGAGUCCACUGCUUCAUUUAUUACUUGUGGGAAUUAAGAAACUGGCCACCAGGUUCUUAAUUCCCACAAGUAAUGAAUGAAGCAGUGGACUCUCCUCUCACAGAUGGAAAUGAAAUGAUCAGGUAAGCAUAAUUUAUGUUUUCACCCAGUUUUUGGGUCUAACAAACCUGACCAUUUUUGACCAGCAUAUGUGGUCAUCUCACGUUAAGAACUUUCUGCUUAAAAAAAUACUUUAAAAUAUAGAGCAAAUCACAUUUUUAAAUAAUGAAACCCGUAGACAGCGAAGAUAUAUUCAGACGUAAAUUUAUAAGUGCAGUUUUUACUUUUUUCUUAUAAACUGUAGGCUUAAUUCAUUUAAACAACCCCACCUACCUUUGGACUGUAAAUUAAUAGAAAAAGGAGAACAAAAAAAUUCUUGUUUUAUAAUUUGAACUUUUUGUGCAGCAAACUCUUAUGGAUUUGAAUGUGAGCCUUCGUUAUUCCCUGUGUUUUACAUGUUCUUUGGGAAACUCUGAAAAUAAUACAGGACCGUUAAUACUGUUUCUGUACUAAACAUUUCACGGCAUACUGUUUCCAGAUACAUGCAUUAUACAAAGGUUUUUUCAGAAAAAGGAUUAUGAUAUAGUUUCAUAUCUUAUAGCUUAACACUGGAUAUUUUAGCCUAUAGAGACAAAUCCCAUUAAUAUAUAUUUUAGUAAUAUAUAAUUGCUUUUUUGUUACAUAACCUUUUCUAAUUGUCUUAAAGUUUCAGAAACGAGAAAAAAAAAAUUCUUAUUGGAAUUUAGUUUUGAGUGAUUUUAAGUAGAUAAGAUAAAGUACAAACCAUUACAAAGAGGUCAUAUUUGGGAAUUCAGCUGGGUUAUUGUCAGAUUAUCACACUAUUAAAAAUAGUGUCAUGUCUGAAAAUUUCAAAACUAAACAAGAACUGGAUCUUUAAACAGUGUUAUCUGGAAUUUCCAGCACAUUCUGAAAAUCACUUUUUUUUUACAUGGAUAAAGUCAUAUUUAUAAGUUUGCGUAUGUUUGUGUUUGUGUGUGUAUAUGUAUAUAUAUAUAUAUAUAUAUAUAUAUAUAUAUAUAUAGUGUGUGUGUGAAAUUUUAAAACUUAAUAUAAAUACCGUAUUUAAUAUCUAGCAAAGGAGGAUUUAUAAAUGUGUCCUAUUAUGUAUGCCAUUAAAUUCUCGGUUGUAAUACAAAUGUUCCCGGUUGUAAUACAAAGAAGCAGAAAUUCAGCUAUUCAGAAUGAGAACGCUUUGCUAUUGGAAUAUGUUGUUGUUUUUGGACCUCAUAUCUUUUGCAUUGUGAAGAGAAUAGAGUAAACCCAGAAAUGAUAUUCUUCACAGAAUGUAAUUUUGUUUUUUAUUUUAUGUAUAUGAAAUAUACAGCUAUACAUUUGUUUUCUGCUUUUAUGUUGGUAUAUAAUCUCAAUUUAAUCCAUAGCCUAUUAUCACUAGGAUUAGUUUUACACCUUGUAUGUGAGAUAUAAGGGAAAUGCUUCUGAAGUUAAAUUAUUUUAAUUCGCUUUUGUUGAUAUUUUAUUUACUGCUGGGAGCUAUAGUGUUUGUAUUAUAGUGGCGCAGAUUCCCACUUUUGGUGUGAGAAGUUGUGAUUGUGUAUUCACAAAAUAUUACAACAUUAUUAUUAUUUUUUAGUAAAUACAGUAAUCUUUGAAAAGUAUGUGUAGUAGGGGUUAUUCAGUAUUACUGAAAUAAUUGGUUUCAAUUUAUGAACUUCGACACAACCGUAUAUUGGACAAAGACAUUUCUUGUGCAUCUGUCCAAUCAUAGCUGCUCAAACGUGUUGCAAGAAUCCGCAUGUACACUCCAACAUCCAGAAGAGGUGGGGUUCUGCCAGAAUACAAACGGUACAAUUCCCAGCGUGAUUAAAUUAUCAAUGCAAAAAUAAAUGGGAAUAUUUCUACAUAUAUUUUUCACCUUUCUUCAAGCUCCUGUAUAAAGAAUGUAAUUUAUUAAAAGAAUAGCAGCUCUUUAAUAGUGUUUGAUCUUUGUUCCAGCAGAAAGCUUGGAUUUGUACAUUUCCUAUGCCAAGAGGGUGGGUAUAAAUGUAACUAUGACACUGCUCUUAUUGAAACUAUAAUGGAAGUAAAUGUUGAUUUUCUGGCUGUAAUACCCUAAUGAGCACUGUCACAAUUUGAUGCAUAACCCGUUUGUAUGUCUUAUAAUCCCACAGGUUAUAAUCAAAAUACCCCAAGCUUUAUUUUUAUUUUAUUUUUUGCGCAAACACUGUUUUCACUUGUUUUGUCUAUUAACUUAUUUUUUUAAUACUUGAAAGACAAGUUGCUGUUUUUAUAUAUAAAGAUUCAUAAGAGUU